UUUUUGUUUUUGUUAUUUACCUUUCUAAGUUGGACAAGAAGAACUGCGGGUCAAUUUUCUUGGUUUGACAAACAUUCCCCACUACAAUUACUGUGUCCGAAGCUUUUCAUUAGCUGAUAUCAAAAUGUUGACAGGGCAAUUUUGAUCCAUUGCACGCAAAAAAACGGCACACAAGUGACCUACAAAUGCAUGCCAAGUAAUAUCCUAAAACACGAAAAUAUAACUGGGGUACAAACAACUUAUCCCUGUCCUUUAUUUUGAUUCUCAAGCAAACUGACGAUCUACUUCCUGAAUCAGUCAUGUGGUUCGGCCCGUCCACGAGGCUUAAACGUCACCACGUGCUCCAUCAACCCGCCUCCAUGCGCGCUUCAUUCAAAUCUAAAAUUACCGGACACGCCUCGAAGCCUCGACACAGAAACGCAUAGUGAAGAAAAUGACUGACGCUGGUUGUUGGGAGCCGGAUUACCUGGUAGAUGGCAUCCAGUCGGACUUAUUGAUGCCUACAGACAAGACAGAUUCCUCCAACACCAUGUUCAUCAGGACCAGUUCUGGAAAUCAUAUCCCUCGGUCUGUCUGUGUGAACCUGGAGCCCACUGUCAUGGAUGUUAAGCAGAUUCUGGUGGUUAAAGAAGAAGCCCCAGAAGACCAAAAACCUAAUGCAGACCUGUAUGACCCAAAACGCCAACACAUAAAGGAGGAAGACGAGGAAGUCUGCAUCAGUCUGAGGGGAGAGCUACUCAAAGUGAAGGAGGAGAUAGAAAGUGGCAUAAAGAGUGAGGAUGACAAACAGCCCCCUCUGCUCUCAGAGGGGGCUGGUCUUUAUCAAGACCAAAUUAAAGACAGAGAACUUCCAGAAGUAAAGAAUGAAGGAGAAUCUAUCAAGACAGAAGAUUUUGAAGGUGGUUCCAGGUCCUUCAAGCAUGAAGACACCAUGAAGGAUGAAGAGGAAGACGAUGUAAAGUAUUCUGUCCCUGAGAUUAAACAUUUGUCAGACUCUGCCCCCCCUCCAGUCACAGUCCAUGUCCUUAGUUUUCAGUACAGAGCUCCUGAGUCAAAUGGAGACCUUGUUGGCAAACUAGAUUCAGAAGUAGGUUUAAUAGAGAACAAAAAUGUUAGCUCACAAAGAAAGGCCCAGAAAGGAUGGAAGGUGAACUGUGAAGUCUGUGGCAAAACAUUUUUUGAAAAACGGAAUUUAAACACUCACAUGAGAAUCCACACAGGAGAGAAACCUUUCUGUUGUAAAGUAUGUGGACAUAGAUCGUGUCAAAAAUCAAGUUUAAACAGACAUAUGAUAAUCCACACGGGACAGAAGCCUUUCUGUUGUGACCUCUGUGGACAUAGAUUUACCCUUAAAUCAAGCUUAAACAGACACAUGGGAAUCCACAUGGGACAGAAACCUUUUUCUUGUGAUCUCUGUGGACACAAAUGUAGCCAAAAAGUAAAUUUAAACUCACACAUGAGGAUCCACACAGGACAGAAACCUUUCUGCUGUGAUCUCUGUGGACAUACAUUUAGGCGCAAGUCACAUUUAAACACACACAUGAACAUUCACACUAGACAAAAAAUAACUCCUUUAUGAUGACUCAUACCGCAGAGCAUCAGUUCACUGUGAAAUAUUCAUGUUGUCAUUUAAGGCAACAGUCUUCACUUUUAAUCUUAAAACGUUUAAUAUGAUUUACAGAAUUGCUUAGUAAAGUGACUGAUGGUUUCGUAGCAAGGCCUGUUUUUUUUCUACCAUAUUUCAUGUAUUGUCCAGACUGAGCUGUAGCAAAGGUGUGUAUUUAGCUCAUGUGUUUAUCCAAGGUACACAAGGGGAAAUGUUUGUGUGAUGCACAGAAUGUAAACACUGAGUUAAAGGGGACCUAUCUUCAGAAUCCACUUUUUUAUGUAUGUUGAGUGUCUAGGACUGCAAAAAAAAAAUGCUGAAUAUACAUCUUUAAA
This is a messenger RNA of Poecilia latipinna (sailfin molly), 1941 nucleotides long. Its product is annotated as zinc finger and SCAN domain-containing protein 2-like. The transcript is spliced from 3 exons. NCBI's taxonomy places the organism in Eukaryota, Metazoa, Chordata, Actinopteri, Cyprinodontiformes, Poeciliidae. Gene Ontology annotation, biological process: regulation of transcription by RNA polymerase II. The record is from RefSeq and is a predicted model, not a curated record. The coding region runs from base 434 to 1579 and encodes 381 amino acids. Gene Ontology annotation, molecular function: DNA-binding transcription factor activity, RNA polymerase II-specific; RNA polymerase II cis-regulatory region sequence-specific DNA binding.